Molecule: messenger RNA, 622 nt
Organism: Electrophorus electricus (electric eel)
Lineage: Eukaryota; Metazoa; Chordata; Actinopteri; Gymnotiformes; Gymnotidae
Source: RefSeq, a predicted model, not a curated record
GAUGCAUUACGUGACUGCGUUUAGCAUGUGAGACUUUAGCUUGCUGAUCGAGCUGUCGAACGGGCAGUUUGACUAACGUGGUAAACUGAGGAGAAGAAGUUAAAAUGAGAGGUUUACGGACCAUAUUGGCCUCUGUUGCCAUGGUCGCAACGCUUGCUAGUGGGUUCGGAAUGUGGUUAGUGAUUUCACUUGGAAAUGAAAAAAACAUGGAACUACAUAAGCAUCUGCUCGAGUCCAACCCUGUGCGGAUGAAGGAGCACAGAGAGAGGAACGAGCUUAUUCUCCGGGUUCUGCAGGAGGCAGCGGAGACCGACGAGAAUAUUACUCGACGUUUUGGCCAGAAAUAGGAUUAACCGGAAUUGUGACUAUUGGUUGGUAAAUACCAGUAUGCGAUGAGGUGGACUUAUCAAAGGAUUUAUGUGAAUAAGCAUCAUAAACUUGAAUGUCAGCUCCAGAUAAGGGGCACGAAAAUUAGUGGUAAGGACAAAUGAUGAAAUAUGACGUUAAUAUGAAGUGUAGGGUUCAUUAGUAAUUGCUGUUAGAAAAUGCUCUUAUUUAGUUAAGUACUUUUUAUCAAGAGAAAUUUGCUGAACAUAAAUGGAAAUAAAAAGCUUGAAUAUUA